This is a messenger RNA of Malaclemys terrapin pileata, 3877 nucleotides long. Its product is annotated as receptor-transporting protein 2-like. Gene Ontology annotation, biological process: protein targeting to membrane; detection of chemical stimulus involved in sensory perception of bitter taste; protein insertion into membrane. The transcript has 3 exons. Lineage: Eukaryota; Metazoa; Chordata; Testudines; Emydidae. Gene Ontology annotation, molecular function: olfactory receptor binding. Bases 960 to 1739 code for a protein of 259 amino acids. The record is from RefSeq and is a predicted model, not a curated record.
ACAUGAAAACGUCAUUCCCAAUAUCUGCCCAUAGGGCUGUAUUCUUAAUGCGUUAACUGCCUGAUUACAUCUGACCAGGAGAAAGUUCUUGAAAUAGUUACCGCGAUGGCUGUUGGUGGGAUCACGAUGCCUUCCAAUUUAGCUAGGAGUGUCUUGGUUUGAUGGAGUAAGAGAUACCAGCCCAGUUAGUGCUCUGGGGUCUACACAACACAUGGUGUUCGGAUGCAGAACUGAUGUAAGUGGAGGUAACUCCACUGAGGGAGAAGGAGGAGGAAUCGCCAGAGGAGAUGCUGAAGAACAACCACAGAACAAAGUAGUAGCCGCAGUUCAGAACUGGAGGACUAAGUGACAGAAUGGCCCAGUCCUGCAGGGCUGAGUGCUGGAGAAAGACUUUCCGGGAGGCGUUCUUGACCAGGGACUGGCUGACUGGUCUUGCUUCCAUGGGUCUGUCCCAUGUCAUGCUAGUAUAGCAGCCAGGGGCAAUACAGGAGCCCAUCUUUUCUCCAGAUGUCAUGACAUUCGCAUUUUGACACAAGGACAUGGGAAAAACCUAGUCCCUGGGAUGACGUCUGUGUCCUGUUUUCUUCUCUGCCUGUCUCAGUAAUCACCUGGCCGCGGCUCUGCUGAAUCUGAAUGCCAAUGGGGAAAACAAAGCCAGUCCAACUUUUUGUUUGAGUGACUAUUCACACACAUCAUUUGGAGGCAUUCACCCAUCUCAGAAAUACAGUCCUUAUCAUAUACCCCAGGCGGAAAAUGGAGAACCAGAUUAGCUUUGGAAACAAAACUCCUUUUAGUUUCAUUUCUCACACACACAGAAGUUAUCCGGUAUCUAGCAGCGAAGGAACUCAAAUCCCCACCCUGCCGCCCAGCAGGUGAUGAGAUAGAAGUGGGAAGUAAACAAUCAAAACUCCAUUUGUAAUGCAGCACACUUUGGAGUGUCCUCACGAACAUCUGGAGAGAUGAAGAAGCUGAACAUGGAUUCUUGGAGAGAAAUGUUUUAUGAGAAGAUAGAGGAGGUGAACCCACAAGACUAUUGGGACCUAAAGAUGCACCAGAACCUUGAUUACAAUGACUUGGGACCUGGUUGGAAACAAUCACUGCAAGAACAUGCAUCUGCCAGCUUCCAGUGCUCAUCUUGCCAGCAUUUCUGGUCAUCAAGUCAAGUGGUUAUUCUGUUCCAUAUGUACCUGGACCAGCACAGGAGAAAAGGUUGGGUGAAGAUGAGAGUCUUUAGACAAGAAUGUUAUGAGUGCUCCAAGGGUAAGUUAGAAGAGCCAAAUUUCAAGGAGGAAAGAGUCCAGAAGGUCUUGGAGAACUUGGUCAUCAGCAUUAGAGAGAAAUGCUAUGGAGAGUAUGUGGCCCAGUUAUCUGAGGUUACAGUGAUAGGACGGCACUAUGGACCACAUUGGAGUGACCAUUGUGAGGCUUGUCGGUUGGGAAUACAUCAGAGGCCCAAACACACGAUGUAUUAUGGAAGACCCAAAGACACAGUGUACCAUGGGACAUCCAAAGACACAAUGCCACCAGUUCAGCUACCAUCACACAAUUUACCCCAGGACACGAUUUGCGUUACUGUUCUCCUGUUUGAAAACUUCCAGUUGGCUAAUCAAGGAGCAGAAACAAUACCACAUGACUUAGGUGACCAACCACACACCAGGAGUAACAAAUGGCUAAAACGAACAGUUUGUGAACAGUCCAAGAGACUGAAAUUAUUUGUCUGGACUAUUUGGCAAAUCUAAAUAACCAACACGUUGGAUCCAUGAACCUAGAAAGGAGCUACGUUAAUAAUGAACAUGAUUUGUGACGACUUAUGCAGCUGGCUCCAUCUGUUACCUUCCUGCUUUUUAAGGCAUUUGACAUGGAAAACUGAACAAGGAGAGAGACUGGAUUUAGCAACUGAACUAUUUGAGGAAAGAUGGGCCAAAGGAAAUGAGCUAAUUCAAAAGAGAAUCAUACAAUGUCAGGCUGGAGGGGAACUCAAGAGGUCAUCUAGUCCACCCCCACUCCCAUGCUAAGGCAGGAUAAAGUAAGCCUAGAUCAUCCCGGAUAGAUGUUUGUCUACCCUGCUUUCAAAAACCUUCAGUGACGGAGAUUCCACAGCUCACUUGGCAACCUGUUCCAGCGCCUAGCUAUCCCUAAAGUUUUUCCUGAUAUCCAACCUAAAUCACCAUUAUUGCAAACAAAACCCAUUACUUGUUGUCCUACCCUUGGUGGACAUGGAGAACAAUUGAUCACCGUCCUCUUGCCUUGGACAGAGUUGAAGAGAGUUAUCACAUCUCCCUCAGCCUCCUCUUCUCUAGACUAAACAUGCCCAAAAUCGUGGAUCCAACUUUUACAAAAACGAUAUGUACCCCUAAUGCAACUCAUAACACCGACUGCUUCGCUGUGAUGUAGUCAGUUACCUUUUGUGUUUGUCACCCUUUUUUCCCCUUGUGCAGGAAAUGAAUUGUUCCGUCAAUAAUUGUGUGCCUCUUUAAAAAAAAGUAAGUAACUGAAAAAGCCAAGGUGAUGGGGAAGCUUAGUUGCUGUCUCUUUAAAUGCCAUAAUGCAGGUUGGGUAGUUACAAAGCCACAUGUGUAAUGUUGUGGUUAACAGUGAAGCAACUCUUCGGUUUGCCCUUGAAAUGGGUUGUUCCUGUUGACUAGUAUACGCUGACUAGCAUACUUACAUUUUACGCUGGUAAUACCACCCGCAAUAUAUAUUCCAAGCAUUUAAGUAUAUAUAUUAUUAAGCAUUAAUACAACAGCAUAAGUGAACAGAUCAUAAUAAAGUUACAGGCCAAUCUGGGCUAUACAACUAAGUGUCCCAUAACACCUCUCAUUAGCUGAAAUUGACUUUGGCUUAAGUAGAUGCGAAAACGGUCAGGAUCAGGACAUGUGAGCAUUGCCUCAUAGCUACCGUGUCAAGCCUGUUUAUCCUGGUACAGGCUGAAAGGGUGUCUUCACACCCCUUAAGACCUGGAAAGCAUGUGGUCAGAAGAACAAAAGAUACACUAAAAAAAGAAGAACAGGAGUACUUGUGGCACCUUAGAGACUAACAAAUUUAUAUGACAUCAGGAAUCAAAAUACUCAAAAACCAGUGGGAGAACACUUUAACCUGUCUGGUCAUUCAGUGACAGACCUGCGGGUGGCUAUAUUACAACAGAAAAACUUCAAAAACAGACUCCAACGAGAGACUGCUGAGCUAGAAUUGAUAUGCAAACUAGACACAAUCAACUCCGGUUUGAAUAAGGACUGGGAAUGGCUGAGCCAUUACAAACAUUGAAUCUAUCUCCCCUUGUAAGUAUUCUCACACUUCUUAUCAAACUGUCUGUACUGGGCUAGCUUGAUUAUCACUUCAAAAGUUUUUUUUCUCUUAAUUAAUUGGCCUCUCAGAGUUGGUAAGACAACUCCCACCUGUUUAUGCUCUCUGUAUGUGUGUAUAUAUAUCUCCUCAAUAUAUGUUCCAUUCUAUAUGCAUCCGAAGAAGUGGGCUGUAGUCCACGAAAGCUUAUGCUCUUAUAAAUUUGUUAGUCUCUAAGGUGCCACAAGUACUCCUGUUCUUCUUUUUGCGGAUACAGACUAACACGGCUGCUACUCUGAAACCUGUCAAAAGAUACACUGUGGUACCAGGAACAAACAAGGUGAAAAGCUGAUUAAUGAAAUCCAGUUUCAGGUGAUGUAUGUACUAGCUUUUACUGGUAAAUAAGUAGGGUAUAAAAAGAUGGCUUUAGGGCUGUCACUUUGGGGAACACACCUGGCACGGAGCAGCUCUGCGGAGACUGGUAUCGUAUAGAACCUUUGCCCUAGACCAUAUUAAUAAACCUGAGUGACAUUGAUUAUUUAGUCUCUUGAGUAUAUUUCAUAAUGAACCAAAGGGGGGUGAAGCAACUGACUAG